AUGGCCCUGGUUCUUUCCCUGGAUCUGGCAACUGUCUUGAGCAUCGCUGCUCUUUAUCUGUGUAGCACCCUUCUUCUGCGACGAUUUUGGUCCCCGCUCAGCGAUAUACCGGGCCCGUUUCUUGCCUCCUUCACUCGACUGUGGCAUAUCAUUCGCAUAUUUGCUGGCGACAUCAAUACGCGGAGCAUUGAGGAACACGAAAGGCAUGGACCUUUCGUUCGCAUCGCGCAUGAUGAAGUUAGCGUUUGCCAUCCCGAUGCCAUACGCAGCGUGCUCUUGGAUCCAAUUCCCAAGGCACCAUGGUACAAAGUCCUGGCUCUCCCUGACAGCAGAUUUCAAACUCCAAUGUCAACAACGGAUCCUAAACGGCGUGUUGAAUUAGCGAAGAAUGUCGCUUCGGCGUAUACUCUAUCGAACGUCAUGAAGUCGGAAACGUAUAUCAAUGCCAUGGUUGAAUUGAUGCUAGACAGAUUCGACCAGUUUUCUGAAACUCAAGAGCUGGUAGAGUUUGAUAAAUGGUUCAACUAUCUCGCCUUCGAUAUUGGCGGCGAAGUUGUUUUCUCCCAGCGAUUCGGCUUUCUCGAGAGCGGCACAGACAUCGGCGGCGCGAUCGCCAAUAACCGCAGCCUGAACGCUUAUAUCGUGGCUGCAGGCUACUUCCAAUGGCUGCACAAUCUCACCCUGGGCAACCCGUUGCUCUCCAAACUGAACCUUCUACCAAACAACCACGUCUUCGAUACCGCCAUGGCAGCCCUUCGCCGACGGGAAGCAAAUCCAGAUGCACGCAACGACAUGGUAGAGCACUGGAAGCGGACAAUGAGAGAGCAUCCGGACCGAAUGACAAUUAUUGACUUCCAAGCUGCAGCCACCGGCACAAUCGGCGCUGCAGCAGAUACCGUCAGUGCCGCUCUACAGUCGUUUGUGUAUCACAUGCUGCGGAAGCCGCAGCAUCUAGACAAGCUACGCGCUGAGAUUGCCGACGAACGAGCGCAAGGCCGAUGUAAUGAUCCGAUUGUGUCCUUCGCCCAUGCUAAGAACAUGGAGUAUCUUCAAGCCUGUAUCAAAGAAUCGCUGCGCAUCUUCGCCCCAGUCCCAUUUGGCCUUGCUCGAGUCGCGCCAAAAGGCGGAUUGAAGAUUGGCGACCGUUUCUUUCCUGAAGGUACAAAGCUGAGCGUCAACCCCUGGGUUAUCCAUCACUGCAAGGAGCUCUUCGGACCAGAUGCGAAAGAGUACAACCCUGAUCGAUGGCUCGGGGACAAGGCAAAAGCCAUUGACAAAUACUUCAUGCCGUUCGGACAAGGCUACAACUCGUGCCCAGGGCGCCAUCUCGCGACCAUUGAGCUCUCGAAGACCAUCGCGACACUUGUCCGAGACUAUGAUUUCCGCCAACAAGAUCCAAGCCAGACCUGGAAAUACGUGGCGUACUUCACUGCGGUGCCAUACGGCUGGCCUUGUUAUAUCUCAAAAAGGACCGACGGUCUUCGCGUGGCACAGUAG
Molecule: messenger RNA, 1497 nt
Organism: Aspergillus mulundensis
Lineage: Eukaryota; Fungi; Ascomycota; Eurotiomycetes; Eurotiales; Aspergillaceae
Product: cytochrome P450
Exons: 6
Coding region: 1-1497 (498 amino acids)
Molecular function (GO): monooxygenase activity; heme binding; iron ion binding
Source: RefSeq, a predicted model, not a curated record